AGAAGGCAAGGCACCAUGGCCAGAACCCGAAACCGAAUCGAUUCGAUGCCGGUCGAAUCGGGGGUCAUCUCUAUAUAUAAGGGAGGUUCGCCGAAGCUCGGGCAGCUCAGCGUUGCAGCGAUGUGGCGGAUGCGGAUGCGGAUGCGGUUGCGAAUGCGGCUACUCACUGGCUACCUGGUCAUCCUGGCCGUUGGCCAAUUGGUGGCGCAGCACGGCGUCCUGGGCCAGAAGUACUACAUGAACUUUGCCUUCAACAACAACAAUCCGGAUGCGAAUGAUGGAGAUGCAGCUGGCCCUAUUGGUGUUAAUGCUCCUGGCGGUCCUGGCGAGGAUUCCCAGGAUGGACAGCCACAUGAAGGGGAUGACAGUGGCACCGCGGAGGGACCCAUUAAAAUCCCCGUGGACGAUAGCAAAGCAUCCAGCGGCAGUUCUGAUACGAAAUCCACUAAUGAGGACUCCGAUUCCAAUUCCGAUUCGAAAAGUGAUAGCGAUAGUGGUGAUACGAGUGAAGCUGGAAUUUAUUCGAAAAGUGAUAGCAAUCCGGGAACCGAUGGCGGUGAUGGCGAUGAUGACGAUAGCGACAGCAAGGAUGAUCGGAAUCGUCGCGAGAAGUUGGCGAGGCAAGAGGAACUGGGAGGCAAUCCAGUGGAUCACAGUCACCACAGCAGCUACGAAAUCAGCAUCGACGACAGUUUCGGCGGCAGAUAUGUCCGUUCGAUCUACGAGAGCAGCGAGAGCCAUGGACACUCCGGCAGCAGAGCGGGCUCCAAUCAGCGGGACAGUGGAGCCCCCGAGAGCAGCGAGGAGAAGCAGCAACCCGAGGAGACCAACGGCAAUGGUCCAGCACCCGAAGAACCUCCAACGCUAACCCUUGACGCCGACGGAAAUGUGGCGGAUGCACCGGACAAUGGGACACCUGGAGGCAAGGAGGAUGACUACGAGGAAGUGAUCUAGGGAGAUCUAGGAUUGGAAAAGCUCAAGGAACUUUGGAAGGACGCAGCCACUUUAAUUGAUUCUUAUUAAUAAAAUGACAAUAAAAUGUAAAUUUCAA
Molecule: messenger RNA, 1051 nt
Organism: Drosophila ficusphila
Lineage: Eukaryota; Metazoa; Arthropoda; Insecta; Diptera; Drosophilidae
Gene: Acp32CD
Product: accessory gland protein Acp32CD
Exons: 2
Coding region: 16-954 (312 amino acids)
Source: RefSeq, a predicted model, not a curated record